GAAUCCAACGGUUGACAUUGCAUCUCGUGCUUGUUAUAUUGAGUUCCAUUUUCCAUUCUCAUUUGGUCCCUUGACUCUUCUCGUUCUCUCACCACCUUCUCUGCAUUCUCUCUCGCUCUCUCUGCCUUCCAUCACCCUCGGCAUUUCCCUUCCCAAGAUAGUAGAAGAUGGCAGACGCUGAGGAUAUUCAACCCCUUGUGUGUGACAAUGGAACAGGAAUGGUUAAGGCUGGAUUUGCUGGAGAUGAUGCCCCACGUGCUGUGUUUCCCAGCAUUGUAGGUCGUCCUCGUCACACUGGUGUGAUGGUUGGCAUGGGCCAGAAAGAUGCAUAUGUUGGUGAUGAGGCACAGUCUAAGCGUGGUAUUUUGACCCUCAAGUACCCAAUUGAACAUGGAAUUGUGAGCAAUUGGGAUGAUAUGGAAAAGAUUUGGCAUCAUACCUUCUAUAAUGAGCUUCGUGUUGCCCCAGAAGAGCAUCCAGUUCUGCUAACUGAGGCUCCUCUUAACCCUAAGGCUAACCGUGAGAAGAUGACCCAAAUCAUGUUCGAGACUUUUAAUACCCCCGCUAUGUAUGUAGCCAUUCAGGCUGUUCUUUCACUUUAUGCAAGUGGGCGUACAACUGGUAUUGUAUUGGAUUCUGGUGAUGGUGUCAGCCACACUGUCCCCAUUUAUGAGGGUUAUGCCCUUCCGCAUGCCAUCCUUCGUCUUGAUCUUGCAGGUCGUGACCUCACUGAUUUCUUGAUGAAAAUUUUGACUGAACGUGGUUAUUCUUUUACCACCUCAGCAGAGCGAGAAAUCGUGAGGGAUGUGAAAGAGAAGCUGGCUUACAUUGCCCUCGACUAUGAACAAGAGAUCGAGACAGCCAGGACCAGCUCAUCAGUGGAGAAGAGUUACGAGUUGCCUGAUGGGCAGGUAAUCACAAUUGGCGACGAGCGUUUCAGAUGUCCAGAGGUCUUGUUCCAACCAUCCCUGGUAGGAAUGGAAGCAGCAGGCAUUCACGAGACAACAUACAAUUCCAUAAUGAAAUGCGAUGUUGAUAUCAGGAAAGAUUUGUACGGUAACAUUGUCCUUUCUGGAGGAACAACCAUGUUCCCCGGCAUUGCUGAUAGAAUGAGCAAGGAAAUUUCUGCAUUAGCUCCCAGCAGCAUGAAGAUCAAGGUCGUAGCUCCACCUGAGAGGAAGUACAGUGUCUGGAUCGGUGGUUCCAUCUUGGCAUCACUCAGCACCUUCCAGCAGAUGUGGAUUGCAAAGGCGGAAUACGAUGAGUCUGGCCCGUCAAUCGUGCAUAGAAAGUGCUUCUAAGCUGUUUGGGAAACAGGGCUAUUUGAAGGGGAAGACCACUGUUAUAAUUCCUGCAGAGGCAGUGCAGCAACCCUUUCAUUCUAGCUAUUGUUAUUCGUUCGUGUCAUUCUUAUCUUGGAGUGUAUGAUUUGCAGAAUGUGAGGAGUUAUUUUUCCAAAUGGUCCAGUUAUAUUCGGUAUAUUUGUAAGAGUUUUUUGACUGGUUCAUUCUGCUUAUGAAUUGGUUGGGAUUAUCAAACUACGCUUGUGUCCUUGAUAUGCAAAAUUAAUAUUCAUUUGAAUUUUUCA
This is a messenger RNA of Lotus japonicus, 1588 nucleotides long. Its product is annotated as actin-11. Gene Ontology annotation, cellular component: cytoplasm. NCBI's taxonomy places the organism in Eukaryota, Viridiplantae, Streptophyta, Magnoliopsida, Fabales, Fabaceae. The record is from RefSeq and is a predicted model, not a curated record. The transcript is spliced from 5 exons. The coding region runs from base 168 to 1301 and encodes 377 amino acids.